AUGCCAAGCGAGCCGCGGAGAAGUCGUCGGUCAUCAUUAGAGAAAGCUUCGCCGACGAACUCCCAGAGCUGCGAACAAUUGCCUAGUAGUUGCAACGCAUCCAAAUCAACGUCCCCCGUCAAGGCUUUGUACAGUCUGCCCGAGAGGCUGUCGGAGAGCUCCGACCACAUAGACGCCGGCGAGAGCGAGAAAUCGCCCCGCAGGUGUCGAAGCUGCGAGGGCAUAUUAGAAGCAGACGAGAAGGCGCACGCGCAGAUCCCUUUGCCCACGCCCUUAGACGCUGCCACGCAAACGAAGAGGAAGAAGAACUUCAUGGACAGAUGCGUGAACAAAGUGAGACUUUGC
This is a messenger RNA of Iphiclides podalirius (scarce swallowtail), 345 nucleotides long. The record is from the annotation of a GenBank genome assembly. Lineage: Eukaryota; Metazoa; Arthropoda; Insecta; Lepidoptera; Papilionidae.